Messenger RNA from Oncorhynchus mykiss (rainbow trout), 2437 nucleotides. The record is from RefSeq and is a predicted model, not a curated record. Lineage: Eukaryota; Metazoa; Chordata; Actinopteri; Salmoniformes; Salmonidae.
CACACACACACACACACACACACACACACACACACACACACACACACACACACGUCCUCUUCUGCAUUUCCUCAUUGCACAUGCUCAAUGUGCUACUAGUUCAGACGUACACAAGCCUGACAGACAGCCAGACAGACGGACGGAGAGAAGAAACAAACAAGAGAAGAGAGAGAGAGGAGAAGAACCACACGUUUACCAGUUCUCUGAAACUUGACUUCUCUAUAGGUGAAACAAUGUCUCCAUCAGAGAACUAGAACGUCAUUCUGUUCUAGUUCUGUGUUCUACAGUACAGACACAGGUUCUUUUAGAACCCUGGCAUUUCUUCUAGAAGGUUUGUCAUUAGAAUUCUUACAGUUGACCACAGACAUCUUAUGUCUUACCAUUCUGAGCGGAUGAAUCUACAAAUGGUUUGUUUUUCUAUUUGACCAUAUUUUCCUGAGUUAUUCGAUCCCAGUUCUCCUUUGCCAAGAUAAGAUCAUUUUCAGGGACGUUGCUCAGAACCCGAAUGUAACGCCCGUUCUAGAUCUGUAGUGGACCUGACCGAUCCGUGUAGGAAGUUCUGAUGAACCGACUGCUGCUGUUGUUGUGACGUCUCCUGUGUUCGACCUCGUCUCAACGAUCUCUACCGGCUCUCUACUCGUCUUUUCUCCGUGAAGAGAAACCGGCUGCUGUUUCUGGUUGGCUGGUCUGUGGCACUGAGAUUGAGGUGAAGUCACUGCCCUUUUCACUAACCGCCGAGUGAAACCGUGUGAAUUGUUUCACAACUCUCUGGGCUGUUCAGAGACGGAGAGCAUAGAGAAGUCUACUGGGACUGUCAAUCAAUACAUCCGUCAAUCAAACAAUAGACGUAUUGAUCUGUCCAGUGACCGACCUACAUUGUUCAGUGUGUCCUCUGUGGACCUCCGUCCAUCCAGACUCGCCCUCUCUCCCACCCCUUCUUGCCCGGGGAAAAAGUGAGGUUGAGUGGGAUGGCUGAGGGGCAUGCUGGGCAAUACCCCCAGGUGUUCGUGGUGGACAGCCAGGCGAGCUACACCCCCUUGCCCAGCUGGAGGCACCUUAGGUGGGGAGGGAUCGGCCCGAGAGCCCUUCAGCUCCUGGUGGGUCUUGCGGUGGUCGGGAUCGUCAUGGAAGCCGGCUUCAUCGUGCACUUGUACAACAGGACAGGGGCCCUGAUCAAUGUUCAAUCCUUUAUCCAGAGGAGUGGCUCAGCUCAGGGUCUGACUGGAUCUGAAGAGACCAAUGAGAUUUUAGUCAAGCCUACGAGGAGGAAAGUCCCACCUGAGAUCCAACGGAAACCCUCAGCACACUUGAUAGGCCCCUCCCAGCCAGUGGGUGAGGAUAGUGUCGUUCAGUGGGAAUCAGACAAGGGCCUGUCUGCCUUCACAGAUCAGAUGGACUACAAAGAUGGCCACCUGGUAGCACAGAGGGAAGGGCACUACUAUGUCUACUCCAAAGUGCACUUCGUUGAAGACUGCUUUCUGUUCAAACACAAGGUGAUGAGGAUCACCGAGGGUUACAAAAACAAACCACUUGUGUUGAUGAAAGCUAACAGGUUCCAUUGUCCUUCCCAGGAUUCCAGACCGAAAAAGAUUUCUCAUCAGAAUCUUCUGAACAGCUACCUGGGCGGAGUCUUUCGUCUGUUGCCUGGAGACAUCAUCUAUGUAACCGUGGACAACGGAACGCUGCUGAGAUUUGGAGCUGAAGAUAAUUUCAUGGGGGCAUUCAUGAUUUAGGAGACGGUGUGUAUUGACACACACACACACACACACACACACAUACAUUUGUCAAUCAGAUUCGUGUGUCAGUUAUAUUAUUUGAAUGUAUAGAUUGGCUUUUUAAAGGUAUUUUAACAUUGAGACAACAUCUGCAGCAAUCUCGGCCAAUGGUGGGGAAAAUGCCUUUUAAACAUCCAUUGUCGGCUGUCUAGUGUGGUGUUUCUCAAUCCUGGUCCUGGGGACCCAAAAGGGUACAAAAACAUGCUGAGGAGUUGAUUACUUGAACUGUGCGAGUAGUACAAUCAACAGCACCACGACCAGGACUGAGAAACACUGGACUGGUGCUACAAUCAACAGCGCCAGGACUGAUAAACACUGGGCUGGUGCUACAAUCAACAGCACCAGGACUGAGAAACACUGGACUGCUGCUACAAUCAACACCACCACGACCAGGAUUGAGAAACACUGGGUUGGUGCUACAAUCAACAGCACCAGGACCAGGACUGAGAAACACUGGGCUGGUACUACAAUCAACAGCACCAGGACCAGGACUGAGAAACACUGGGCUGGUACUACAAUCAACAGCACCACGACCAGGACUGAGAAACACUGGGUUGGUGCUACAAUCAACAGCACCAGCACCAGGACUGAGAAACACUGGACUGGUGCUACAAUCAACAGCACCAGGACUGAGAAACACUGGACUGGUUCUACAAUCAACA